Molecule: messenger RNA, 2687 nt
Organism: Cicer arietinum (chickpea)
Lineage: Eukaryota; Viridiplantae; Streptophyta; Magnoliopsida; Fabales; Fabaceae
Source: RefSeq, a predicted model, not a curated record
AUGGAGCUACCAGCCAACAAGAGUUCUCAUUCACGGCUAACUAAGCAUUCGUUCAGAGUUGACAAGGGAGAGGGUAGACUGAAGACCAUCACAUCAAUCAGUCAUGCGGUCGGUUUGGGACCCUUUUACGAAAAAACCGUUGAUCCGAUCCAAGAGUCAGACUUUGCUAUAGGAGGAAGCAAAGCUGUCAAGCCGAAACCAGUGCUACCCUCAAGUAACCCAAUGGACGUACGAAUAUCUGCUUCGAAAGGACCAAAGAGAAAGGGAAGCCUUAGCACAGUAGCAGGUAAAGAGAGAGGGAUUGCUCGGCAGGGAAGACGGGAGAAUAUCCAAACCCGAAUCACAGACAGGCACUCUACUCAAUAUACAAUAAAAAAGUUAACUAAGGGGAUCACAACGGCGAAGGGGGCCAAUCGAGGAGACUGGAGGAGCUGGAUGCAGCGAUUCGGAAGUAGCGAAUCCACUGGAAUUAAAAUAUUUAGUUGGAUCGCUACCAUGUGGGGGGGUUCGAUACAAUACAAAACACCCAUGUUAUUUGCUGUAGGGUUCAUCUUUUUGUUCACCAUAGGAGGACUCACUGGAAUAGUCCCGGCAAAUUCAGGGCUAGACAUUGCUCUACAUGAUACUUAUUAUGUGGUUGCACAUUUCCAUUAUGUACUUUCUAUGGGAGCCGUUUUUGCUUUAUUUGCAGGAUUUCACUAUUGGGUGGGUAAAAUCUUUGGUCGGACAUACCCUGAAACUUUAGGUCAAAUCCAUUUUUGGAUCACUUUUUUCGGGGUUAAUCUGACCCUCUUUCCCAUGCAUUUCUUAGGGCUUUCGGGUAUGCCACGUCGCAUUCCAGAUUAUCCAGAUGCUUACGCUGGAUGGAAUGCCCUUAGCAGUUUUGGCUCUUAUAUAUCCGUAGUUGGGAUUCGUCGUUUCUUCGUGGUCGUAACAAUAACUUCAAGCAGUGGAAAUAACAUAACAAGGGCGAACAUUCCUUGGGCUGUUGAACAAAAUUCAACCACACUGGAAUGGCUGGUACAAAGUCCUCCAGCUUUUCAUACUUUUGGAGAACUUCCAGCUAUCAAGGAGACGAGAAGAAGGAGCAAGCCCUAUUAAGAUUAAGAUUAAGAUUAAGGGAAGGGAAGAGGCUAUUUUACUAGACUAGCUCUGAUACGCGCGUGCAAGAGAUUAAGUUUAGUGUAAGGUGCAAGGCGAAAGUCAUAAAGGAAAUCGAACUCCCAGUCUCAUUCCCGGCUAACCGUGAACAGAGUGAAGGGGGGCCAAGAGCUUUUUAGAAGGGGUCUUUAUUCAACAAUAUUCCCCGGGCUAACCUAUAUCCUAUUCCUCUUCCAGCUGGCGGGUUCUCUUUUAUAGAGAAUCAUAAUAAGUAAGGCAAAGAGAGCUCCAUGUGGGAAUCGUGGAAGAUGGUGUCAAAGCACCUCCCCUCGCUCCACUAGCUAGGUAACUCAUCUUUCUAACUAAGAAAGCAUAAAAUCCUUUAAGCCCGCCUGUUUAGCAAUCCAGCUAUGGAGUCUACUACGAGGGCCAAAGCUGAGCUUUGGUCCACCACCUGGAUAGGGUUCUAGGGAAAGGGAAACAGAAGAGAGCUCUCUAUGGAUGGCUGUAGUCCCUUUUAGAGAAGCCUUCUUCUGCUGCCUUUUUCGGUUAGUUUAGGUCCUGGUCCUGAGUAAGAGCCAAUAAGGUGCUAGCCCGGCCCCUUGGUCUGGGUCUGGGUACAACUAGAGAAUAUUUAUCUGUCUUUUUGGGACUUUUUCAGCGUAUUUUUCCUUAUCUUUUAGGUAAGUGAAGUGACCAGGGCACGAACGCUCUAACAAGUUAAGGUCUUUCUCAACCAAAGCAUGUUGAUUGCACUUUAUGCAGAUAAAGUGAUCAAAGUGAGGAUAAUCCUUUAGGUGCUGUCUACGAACACCAUCCGCGAACAUCAAAGGCUGCGGUAUCUUAUCGAACCGAUGACCGAAUGGAUUGGAGAAAGCAGAAAUAAAAGUCCUAGGCAGUAGACUUUCCAACGGCAGACUCUCUGGCAGCAGAGAUUAGGAGACAGCAGAUGUGGUAUCAUCUAAAUCAUCCGAUUCCGUAGCAGAACCCGACCUUGGAAUUGAAUGUGUUAAGCAUAUGAUUUUCCCGUCUUGUCAAGAGUGGUCAGAAAUGGGAGACAUCUUCUUCUCAAGACUUUUUUUCCCUCCUCUCAGAGGUGGAAUUCGGUCACUCGGGUAAGAAAAUAAGGCAUUGAAAGACGUGAACCAAAUCAUUUAAGCGUCCACGUAUUGGCUUCGAUUCUGGCAGAAGCGGGAUGGGACUUUAUUACGUAGAUAGACAGAAGAGGGCCUAGCUGGCUUGACCCAGAGAAGAAUGUUGAGUUGAGGAAAAGAAGCCUUCCCAAUUAAAAUCUUUUCCUGUCGAUGUAGUCUUUUCUUCUCUGUCCUGCUCCCCGGAAAAGGGCGAAGCGGAAAUGGAAUAAAAAAGAAGAAAGCUGGUAGAUUCAGGCUACCCUAGUAGCGUAGAUUCCGUCCCUCCCAGUUCACAGAUGUAGUUGCGUGUAGUUCACUUUUUUCUUCGAGAUUGGCUUGGUGUUAAGUGUACCGCUUGUGUAGCCUAUGCGAAGCGAACAAGCAAGGGAUUGAGCUGCGCGAAAGCCGCGUUCGCGCAUUCGUUUUCUUGCUGGCUGGGUACAAGAUCGAAAA